Messenger RNA from Theileria equi strain WA, 1731 nucleotides. RefSeq lists its product as hypothetical. Bases 1 to 1731 code for a protein of 576 amino acids. NCBI's taxonomy places the organism in Eukaryota, Apicomplexa, Aconoidasida, Piroplasmida, Theileriidae. The transcript is spliced from 6 exons. The record is from RefSeq and is a predicted model, not a curated record.
AUGAAUACAAAAUCAUUCAUACCGAAAUUUGAUGGCCUAAAGUUACUUAAUACUGUUUUAACAUCUAGAUUCUCAAUAUGUAACAAUGUAUAUUGGAUUAAAUCGUCAAAGUUUUGUACGCACUUGAGGUAUCGUACAUCCUAUUUUGAACAAAAUGACCAUAAAGCGUUUUCCACCAACUAUAGGCCAAUCAAUAUGGCCAAAUACAAUAUCCCGAGUUCUAUAAUAACUAAUGAUGAUGGAGAAGUUAUUGAUUUGAACGUGAAACAAUUAUGUAAGGAAUCACAUCAAAAUCUUCUUCUCUAUGCAUAUAAUAACUUUGAUAUUGUAACUGUGACUAGGAUUACAAAUUUGGUGUUAGCUCUUUAUCAAACUGUUUCUGGAAGAAAAUCUGAAGCUGUGCGUAGGAUUUAUCUAAAUAGAUUUCUAAAAUGUAUAAAGAAACAUAAACCAGAAUCAGACCAUGAACAGCUUGCUAAAUGGUUUAUUAGAUGUAUCGAUAUCCUAACAUGUAAUGAUUUUUAUUCUAUGUUGCGGGUUCGAUAUAUUUUAAGCUAUGAUAAUUCAUUUGAAACAUUCAAGACAUCCUUUGGGAUGGAAGACUUUGAAAAAUUCUCAACAGUCCAAAACUCCAAAGAACCGCAUAAUAAAAUCAUAAGUGAAAGUAUGAUGACUAGCUCUAGCAGACGUAGAUAUAUUGCAAUGCAAUAUUUGAAAAUUAACAGAUUUAAAUUCCUAAAAGAGCAGAAUAUAACGAAAGCCGUUUGUGAAGCAAAUAUAGAUUGGGAUUAUGAAAAUAUAGAAAAUAUAGAAAUAGAUGAAAGUAGAUAUGCAUUUUUAUAUAAUCUACCAUUUGUAGAGUUGGGGGAUCUCAAAAAAUCAAUAUUUUCUGUUGUAUCCCGUUUCGGAGUGAUUAAAAAUGUAGAAAUAAUGAGUGAUCGCCUACCACCAUUAAGUGUUCUGGUAAAAAAAGAUUCUCUGAAAAACAAAAUACCUCCUCCAAAGGACAAAUAUUCGCCGCUUUAUGCGAUAAUAGAAUUCGAAAAUAAAGAAGGACGAGAUGCCUUAUGCUACGAAGAUAUUCGUGUCUUUGGAUUUUUAUGUUGCGGAAGACUAGUAUAUCCGGAAAAGGCUGAGAGGAAACAUAGCCUUCUGAUAGCUCUAUAUCCACCUUUUAAACGAGAGACAGGUUAUAUUAUAGCUAACUAUAUCAAAAUUGUUAUAGAUGCUUUAAGAUUCAUCGCAAACAGUCUAGUUGAUAAAAUAGACGAUAGUAUAGAACAAAAUUCUGAACUACCAUGUUUGUUUAAUUUUUUCGUCAAUAUUCCCGUAGUUUCUACCCAGUGUACAAUAAAAUCACAUUUUGGAAAAAGGAAUCUGGACAACCCAUUUGUAAUUACAGCGAGUUCACAAAUAACCGAUGAUUCCAAGGCUCAAAUAUUGGUAGGUGUUUCAACUUUUUUGCAGCAAUUACAGGAUAAUUAUGUCGAUUGUUCAAUGUUGGAUACUAUAAAAAAGAAGAGGAAUUCAACGAGGGAAAUGGAUCCUCAAUGGAUUGUACUUCGAUUUGGGAAAUUUCAGGACGCCUAUUUUGCUAGAAAGAAACUAAUUGAUAAACUUUCUAACAAGCCUAAAAGUUUCGUCUCUUUUGAUACUAAACGUUCGAUAUUCAGUGACGGUAUGCCAAUAUUGAAAUACCUAAUGUUGCGUCAGAUCGGUAUAUUGAUUUAG